Molecule: messenger RNA, 1440 nt
Organism: Hydatigera taeniaeformis
Lineage: Eukaryota; Metazoa; Platyhelminthes; Cestoda; Cyclophyllidea; Taeniidae
Source: the annotation of a GenBank genome assembly
AUGUCAGGAGUGAUCGAGCACUUCUGCGAGCUAACAGGCUGUGAUGUAUACACUGCUAAGUCUUUCUUGGAUGCCAAUGAUGGGAAUUUGCAGAUGGCCGUGGACCUUUUUUUUGCGAGUAGGACCUCUCAGAUUUCCUCGUCCGAACAUUCUACAUCGCAGCCUGCGGUCUUCCGUGAAGCUGUCAGAAAAUCUGACUCCUCUGACGCAAACAACAACGCACCGUCUUCUUCGUCUGACAAUCUCGACACCGUGGAUCGUUCACUAGGAAAACUACCACCGUUUAACAAGAAGAGGACCACCCUGGAACAGUUAUUUGCACCUCCGUAUGAACUCAUGUACGGUGGUACCUUGCGACAAGCUAUGGAAGCGGCACGUGGCCGGCAGAAGUGGAUUUUGAUUAGCCUUUACGACGACUCCUGCUUCGACUGCCGUGUGCUCAACCGGGAUGUGUGGAAGGACUAUCGUAUUAUUAAUUUCAUCAGAAAGAACGUGAUUUUCCUUCAGUUGAACAUCAAAUCACCUGAUGGGACGCUGUACCGAAGUCGUUUCACCUACAUAGAUUCAGCGACUCAUAUUGCGUUUCUGAAUCCAUUUACGGGAGAACAGAGGAUUUUCUGGAAUCACCUUAAAACUCCUUGCGAGAUACUGAGUGUUUUAUCGAAGUUCCUAUUGGCUCACCCGACUCCCCCGAGCUUGGAUGCUGAUAUAUCUAAGACCAACGCGUUCACCACCGUUGCCAGUGUAUUUGGAUCGCACCUUCAGUCUGCCCCUGCUGAAAUGGGAUCGUUUGAACCCUCUGGACUGGGGUCUACUUAUUUCUCAUUGAAGACUCAUCGGUUCAAGGCUGCCAAUGGCACCUCUUCCUCAGUUUCGUCGUCAACGUCCGCAUAUGGCUCUACUAUCGACACUUCUCCCGAAGCACCAACGGUCGCUCCAUCAACCUCAUCUAGUUUCACAAAUACGGCUAAGCAUUCUCUCGCCUUGAAGCGCAGAAACGUCGAUGCGUCCUCUGGAGCUGGCCCGUCGAAACGUUCGUUGGUAGAGGACGAUGCUGAUUCCUUGUGUUUUGUCGAUCUCGUUUUGGAGGAAGACGAUGAGGAGGAUGCUAGGAUCCUUUACAAGGAGGCUGACUCUCCGAUUAUGGAAGAAGAUCAGUCUGCGCUACCAUUAAAUGCGUUGCCUCCGGUGACAGAUCCCUCCAACGCCUUUCGAGUGGCCCUGCGUUUUCCUUGUGGCCGGAGAACUGUGUUGAACCUGGAGCCCAGUCUCCGUUUACAAUCGCUAUUCUCCUAUCUCAAGUCGGAAGGUUAUCCUUCCUCCACGUUUGAGCUAAUUCGAGUGCAUCCACGGCUUCGCUUAAACGACCUACCUCUCAUGAGUCGCAUUGAUGAGAUUGGGCUGGCAAAAUCCGAUUCCUUAUUCGUUCAGGACAUUUAA